AUGCCCGCUCUUAACGACAAUUUAAGGAAAAAUCUUCCAAUAUUAAGUGCAAGUUUUUCUAACCACCAGGCAAAUCAGCCAAAAAGCGGCAAGAACCAAUGGGGAUUGCAUGGAGGGAAGUGUGGAGUAUGUGGCGACCCCUACCAGGGACCUCGCCAAAACGAGGCUGGCGGGAAAUACGCCAAUGGAAUCAUAGUUAGGAACUAUGCUCGUGGCCAGGAAAUUGAGGUGAAGGUCGAAAUAACCGCUAACCAUAAAGGUUGGUUUGAGUUCCGACUGUGUCUUCACAACAGUCCUAGAACUCGUAUCAGUCAGCAGUGUUUGAAUCAACAUCUCCUGCACAUCACGGGUCACGGCACCAGGUUCACCAUCCCCACAACGCUCGGAGUGGUGGCUCUCCGCGUGCAGUUACCACCGGAAGUGACGUGCAGGCAGUGUGUGUUGCAGUGGAAAUGGCACAGUGGAAAUAACUGGGGCACCGACCGCCAAACAAGGCAAGGUUGUCUUGGGUGUGGGCCCCAGGAGGAAUUCUAUGGCUGCUCAGACGUAUCAAUAGGUGGCGAUAACGGCGGUGGCGGGUUGAUACUGACAGAAACAUCCGGUAGCAACGGUGUAAAUUCUCUCAAUGUUGGGACAAGGAUAAAAGAAGGAAGAGAUAGCACAGAUACCAGAGUAUCUCGCGGUCAUGCGGAAGCUGAUGUGGAGGAGAAAUUGCGCACGGAGUCCCACCAAUCUAGAACGGUCGUUAGAGGGCGAU
This is a messenger RNA of Lingula anatina, 757 nucleotides long. RefSeq lists its product as uncharacterized. NCBI's taxonomy places the organism in Eukaryota, Metazoa, Brachiopoda, Lingulata, Lingulida, Lingulidae. The record is from RefSeq and is a predicted model, not a curated record.